GUGAUUGGUCAGCUGGCGAUGACGUAGCAUGCGUGUCACAUCCGGAAGCGGGAAACGCGGGGUUGGUUUAAGUUAACUUCAUCUGACUUCCCCCACUGUGUAAAGAAGUACAUUAAACUCACCAACACGGUUUGAAGCUACACACAUGGCUGCUGAUAAAGAAUUAUGGCAGAAGAUUGGAGAGGGGUUUGUCCAGGAAUAUUAUAACCAGUUUGACAAUACCAACAGGAUGGGACUUGCCAACCUAUAUUCUCCUGAUGCUUGCUUGACAUGGGAAGGAUCUCCGUUUCAGGGGAGAGAAGCAAUUGCUGGCAAGCUCGUAAGCCUGCCUUUCAAGCGCAUUAAGCACAUAAUCACAGAACAAGACUUUCAACCGACAAUAGACAGUUGUAUCCUCAUCAUGGUCUUUGGACAGUUACAGGCUGAUGACGACCCACCCAUGGCUUUUCAUCAGGUAUUCAUGCUGAAGUCCGCGAACUGUGCAUGGGCGUGCACAAAUGAUGUCUUUCGACUGGGUGUACACAACAUACCAGUGUAGCUAUAUCUUUAUAUUUUUAUGGAAAUACGACCAUCUCACCGGCUAUAUGUGUGUUCAUUUUCUCCAUGUUUACAAUAGAUGAGUAAGCUGCUUGUUAUGUGUAAUUAAAAUUGAAUAUACUUAACAUCAUUCCUGUCAAAUAAAAUGAUUCAUUACUCA
Cololabis saira (Pacific saury) is the source of this 697-nucleotide messenger RNA. Its product is annotated as nuclear transport factor 2-like. Gene Ontology annotation, cellular component: nuclear pore central transport channel. Lineage: Eukaryota; Metazoa; Chordata; Actinopteri; Beloniformes; Belonidae. Gene Ontology annotation, biological process: protein import into nucleus. The coding region runs from base 146 to 538 and encodes 130 amino acids. The record is from RefSeq and is a predicted model, not a curated record. The transcript is spliced from 5 exons.